GACAAAAAAAACUAAACUAAACUAAACUGACUAAAAGAUACAUUAACACAAAUAAAAAAUCACAUUUCAUUAUCGUAUUUCUAAGCACCUUAUUUUAAAAUGUUAAAAAUAUAUUUAUUUAUUAAAAAUAUUAGCAUGCAAAGCGGAUGCCCGAUAGGUGUAAAUGUAACAAGUAAAUAAUAACACGGACUGUCAUAUAAAAUGGCAGGUAUUUCACAUAAAUAAGCUUCAUCAUGGAAUUCAUUUUACUAGGGAUUUAUUUUUAAAAACAGGAUAGUCCUUGAAUUUCUCAAGGACUAGGUUUCUUUUGCCGAGUUGCCGGUGACACCAGUUAUAAUAUUUUUGUAUUUGUUUUGAAAGUCCUACUAACUAUUCUUGCCGAUAUGUUGCAGCUAUAUAAUCAAAUAAAAAUGUUUUUUUUAAUACUACGUUUUAAAAAUUAAUUUAAAUUUUAAUCGACCUUGCGAUUACUUUGUAGUAAUGGUAUCCAGAGUAAGCCUAAAAGAAUUUGUUUAUUUAUCCGAUUUUCGCAAUAGGCAUAUUAAAUUUAAAAAUUAAAAAAAAAGAAGCAUUAAUUUUUUUUAAAAACAGUGACUCCAUAAAAAUUACUUAACACUUUUUUUAUAUUUCCUUUGGCAAUUAUUAUUACAUUUUUCUUAAAAAAUUGUAAAUAUUAAUAACGGAUCAGCCUUAUAUUAUAUUAUUGCAUAUUUAUCACAGCGAGCUUCAGAUGCCAAUCUAUACGAUAUGGAAUAUAUUAAGUUUCAAGUAGAUAUAUAAGAGAUAUCUUGUAAACUCUCAAGCACAGGUAAACUUGAUUUCAACAUGGCAUUUACCCAGGUAUUAUUUAUCGCUGUUGUUGGAUGUUUACUCUUUGCAUUUACGCAAGGAGGAAUCCACGAGUCAGGUGGCCUUGGAGGUUUUGGAGGAUCUGGUAGAUUAGGUAGCGGCGGAUUAGGAAGUGGUGGGUUUGGCGGCGGAUCAAGCAGUGGUGGAUAUGGAAGAAGCGGUAGAGGCAGUGGAGGAUUUGGCAGCGGAGGCGGAUUAGGAAGUGGAGGACUUGGAGGCAGCGGUGGUUUCGGUAGUGGUGGAUCAGGCGGUAGUGGAUCCGAAAGUGGUGGAUAUGGAGGAAGCGGUGGUUUUGGCGGUGGAUCAAGCAGUGGUGGAUCAAGCAGUGGUGGAUAUGGAAGAAGGGGUAGAGGCAGUGGAGGAUUUGGCAGCGGAGGUGGAUUAGGAAGUGGAGGACUUGGAGGCAGCGGUGGUUUCGGUAGUGGUGGAUCAGGCGGUAGUGGAUCCGAGAGUGGUGGAUAUGGAGGAAGCGGUGGUCUUGGUAGUGGUGGAUCAGGAGGUGGCGGAUCAGGAAGUGGCGGUUUUGGCAGUGGAGGAUCUGAAAGUGGUGGAUAUGGAGGUAGCGGUAGAGGAAAUGGAGGAUUUGGCAGUGGUGGUGCAUCAGGAAGUGGAGGACAAGGCGGCAGCGGUGGUUUCGGUAGUGGUGGAUCAGGAAGUGGUGGAUCAGGAAGUGGUGGAUCAGGAAGUGGUGGUUUUGGCAGUGGUGGAUCCAGCGGUGGUGGGUAUGGACGCAGUGGCCUCGGUGGAUUAGGCCAAGGCGGGAUCAGCAGCAGUGGUGGACUUAUAAGCCCUGGAAGUCAAGGACAAAGUAGCCAGAGUAUUUCUAGUAGUGGCGGAGGUGGCAAACAUUGAUCAAAAUGUUAAAGGCUCGGAAAGACGUGAUAAAAGAUUUAUGUAUACCAUAUGUAAAGUUUUUUAAAAAAUUUCUGAUUUUAACUAUUUCAAUAUUAAAUUUUACGUAAUAUACUAAAAAUAUCUAAUGUAAUAUGUAUUAA
Danaus plexippus (monarch butterfly) is the source of this 1844-nucleotide messenger RNA. RefSeq lists its product as uncharacterized. The record is from RefSeq and is a predicted model, not a curated record. The coding region runs from base 826 to 1701 and encodes 291 amino acids. NCBI's taxonomy places the organism in Eukaryota, Metazoa, Arthropoda, Insecta, Lepidoptera, Nymphalidae. The transcript has 2 exons.